Molecule: messenger RNA, 447 nt
Organism: Ectocarpus siliculosus
Lineage: Eukaryota; Phaeophyceae; Ectocarpales; Ectocarpaceae
Source: the annotation of a GenBank genome assembly
AUGGCUGUUCAGAGCAUGAUCAACCCGGGGCUCGUGCAGACCCUGCACUUCGGAGGGUGCAUGGGUGGAGAAGAGGGCAUGAAAGCCCUAGCAAACGUGCUCCUGAAAUGCGAGAAGCUGAGCGACUUCCAGUUGUCGGACACGGAGGUCGACGCUACGAGCGUCAUCAACUCUCUGGCGUCGAGCGCGUCGGUGUCGAAUGGCCUCCUCGAAUGUUUGGCCUUCUACGGCAACAGCGUGAACGGGGACGAGCUCGCCAAGGUGAUCAAGACGAAGGAGGACGGCACUGAACACGUUCAGAACGCGCUCGUCGCGCUCGCGUCGUCUUCCCCGAAGAUGAUGUCGCUCAACCUCGGCGGGUGCGGCUUCGACGUGUGCCUGUCCUUUCGAGGCAAAACAAUUGGGCCAAAUGCAUACCCUUUGUUCUUCUCCGGCGUCAAGUGUUGA